Molecule: messenger RNA, 1093 nt
Organism: Cataglyphis hispanica
Lineage: Eukaryota; Metazoa; Arthropoda; Insecta; Hymenoptera; Formicidae
Exons: 1
Coding region: 44-997 (317 amino acids)
Source: RefSeq, a predicted model, not a curated record
GGCUGUUUAGGAUAAAUUUUGUGCCUUAAUUACUUACAAUAGAAUGCAAGCUGUCAACCCUGAAAUUUUUAAGACGAUCGAUGUGUUUUUCACGCUUCUGCAAAGUCCGAUCGUUAGUGAACAAAUGACCGUAGAAAACAUGAUACAAGCUUUUAAUUGUGCCUAUUUCAUUGAAGUUGCAAUUAAAAAAAUACAAGCUGAGAAGAAAAUAUUGACAUUUGAAGAAUAUUUGCGUUGCAAAUCAGAACGAAAAUUAUUUCCACAAAAUCGGAAUAUCACAUGCUCUGAUUUGGAAAAAGCUUGUGAUAAAUUAUUAGAACGUUAUUUAAAGGAUAGUUACAUUCCCACUGAAAUAGUAGAUGAAUAUUUAAAAUUGUACAGUCAACAUUUUGGUUGUGAUAGAUUAAAUGCUUUUUUGAAUCAAGUAAUAAGUAAAUCCCUUGCUACAAAUAUGAUUAUAGAGUCUUUAGAAGAAUUAGGAGUACCACUGUCUAAUAUGGAAGAUGAGGCAUUAAUUAUGACAUGGCAAAUGGCAAUAGCUAAUAAAGAUCAAAGUGAAGUAGCGAAAUGUAUAAACAAGAUGUUAAGUGAUGGUCAUGUUUCAAAAUUGGUGCAUUUAACAAUAGAAUCGCAUGAUGAUGUAAUUAGAAAAUUAAUUAUACAAAUUUUUAGUUCAAAACUAAUUCACUAUGAUCCCGAAAUAUGCAUAGCUUUUGCAAAUACUGAGAAGAAAUUACUUUUAAAAUUACUUCAAGACAAUUGCUUUUGCAUAGAUUUUAUUGAUGCAAUAUUCUACUUUGGUCGAAAUAUGUACUUGGUAGAUGGAAAGUGGUGCUCAGAUUUUAAAUUUGAAUAUAAACAUCUUUGCAAAAUAAUGAAAAUUUUAUUAGGUGGUCCUCGUGUAAUUUGUGAACUUGUAUACAAUAGAAUAUCUGCUGUUAAAACUCAACCAGAUAAUGAGAUAUGGAAUAAUAUUGAAACAGAUAUCUUGAGUUGACUUUACAGAUUUAAUAUAUGAUUUGUAACAACAAAUUAUUUUUGUACACAAUUUGUAAGAAAAAGGAAUAAAUAAAUUGCUUCUAUUGCAAAUAAA